GAGACGCUUUUUCUGCGAUCAAACAAGUCCUGAUUCUCUAAAUUGUAGGUUGUAGAAAUUAUUUAACGUAGUAGAUCUCUAAACAUGGUGACGUGUAGUGAGAGAUACCAGGAGCAUCAUAUGGCGGCAGCCGAGAACCCUUCCAGCCCCAGGAAAAGGAAGGUGCAGGAAGCUUUUCCAGAGGAUGCCACCCCGUAUGACAGAGGAGUGAGCAGCGAUAGCAUUAGAGCAAAGCACACCAAGUACCUGAGACAUAGGAAGCAGAGACUGGAAAUGAUGAGCUGCGAUUCUGGAGUGUGCGAUUUGUUUGAAACACCCAGCCCCAGUCCCUCAUCAGAGGUGCGCAGACCUCUGAAAAACCCCUUGGACACCUGCCCUAAGAUUUCCGACAGGUUAGACCUGCAAUCGUUUAGGGACUAUGGAGAGGCCUGUUACUGUUUUAAGAAAAGUAUUGAAGGGAAGUUCCUGGCUGCCAACAGUUUGGCAAAUCAACCACAGCUGAAAGCAGAGUCCAGAUGUAAACUCAUCAGCUGGCUGAUUCCAGUACACAGACAUUUCAAUCUGGGCUUUGAGUCUUUGUGUCUAGCUGUCAAUAUCCUUGACAGGUUCCUUUCCUGUACUCCAGUGGCAUCUGAUUGUUUCCAGUUAGUGGGUGUCACUUCCCUGCUCAUCGCAUGUAAACAGGUGGAAACAAGACCUCCCAGAGUGAAGCAACUUCUUGCUCUGUGUUGUGAUACAUUCACUCGAGAGCAGCUGUGUAAUCUGGAGUGCAUCAUCUUGCUUAAGCUGCGGUUCCAUCUUGGAGCACCAACGAUCAACUUCUUUCUGCAACACUUCUCCAUGCUUAAGGUAUCCAAUGGGGAGCCGUCUGAAGUGGAGCUGUCCAAGACUUCCAAGUCCAUGAUGGUGGCCAAAGGUGUGGCAGAGCUGAGCCUAGCAGAUUACGCCUUUAACUCCUAUUCUCCGUCCUUGAUGGCCGUUUGUUGUCUUGCACUUGCAGACCGGGUUCUAGGCCACGAGAGCCACCUCUAUGUACAAGCCAGCGGUUAUCCUGAUAGUAUACGUCAGGAGUGCAUGGAAAAGCUUGACUUACUUGUUUCACUAAACCAAGACUCUUUGCACCUUCUCCUGCCAAGUGAGCUCCCAGACAAGAUAAUGGAAAUGGAUAAUUAA
Bombina bombina (fire-bellied toad) is the source of this 1173-nucleotide messenger RNA. RefSeq names its product cyclin O (gene CCNO). NCBI's taxonomy places the organism in Eukaryota, Metazoa, Chordata, Amphibia, Anura, Bombinatoridae. The coding region runs from base 85 to 1173 and encodes 362 amino acids. The transcript is spliced from 3 exons. Gene Ontology annotation, biological process: mitotic cell cycle phase transition; regulation of cyclin-dependent protein serine/threonine kinase activity. Gene Ontology annotation, cellular component: nucleus; cytoplasm; centrosome. The record is from RefSeq and is a predicted model, not a curated record. Gene Ontology annotation, molecular function: cyclin-dependent protein serine/threonine kinase regulator activity.